Molecule: messenger RNA, 1030 nt
Organism: Ciona intestinalis (vase tunicate)
Lineage: Eukaryota; Metazoa; Chordata; Ascidiacea; Phlebobranchia; Cionidae
Molecular function (GO): S-adenosylmethionine-dependent methyltransferase activity
Source: RefSeq, a predicted model, not a curated record
ACCAGAAGUAUCGACCACACUACCCAGUUCAAUUAGCCGAAGAUGCGCUGGGAAACUUCAAAGAAAAGAAAUUGGAUUUUCUACUUGAUGUCGGUUGCGGUGGUGGACAAUCAGUGAAUAUAUUUGCUCCCUACUUUCAUGAAGUGCUAGCCAUCGAUCCUAGCGGGAAUCAAAUUAAAGAAGCGAGAUCUCAAAACAAGUUUGCUCACGUGACUUACAAGCGGGGAUUUGCUGAGAAGCUACCGUGUGAUGACGUCAGUGUUGACGUCAUCGUGGCUGCGACGUCUUCACCUUGGUUUGAUCGACCGAAAUUUUACAAAGAAGUGGAACGAGUUUUGAAACCGGAUGGUCGGUUGAUUAUGUUUGGCUACUGGAUGCCGAACCUUAUCCCGAUUGGUGUAUCUGGUGACGUAACUGAGUUGGCAAAAUGUGGGGCUAGUCUUUUAGAAAAUGCCAUACUAAGGGGCGCAAAUGGGGAUCUUGCUGAGGAAGAUAUGAAUCGGAUAUGUAAAGGAAGAUAUGUUGACAUCUUUGACGAAAUAGUGAAUCUCAGGAAACAGCAGUUCGACAAUCUUUCAACCGAAUGCUUUUGGUCGCUGGAUGAUGCCAAAGAAUAUGUUCUGGCUUAUACAACAUAUAAAAAUGACUUAAAAGACAAAGAAUUGGAGCAAAUCGGACUUUCGGAAGAAGAACGCAACGCAAGACUGCUCGAACUGGAUUACAGUGAACAGUUUGUGAGAUCGCUCAAGGAAAGUUGGGGGUGUACGGAAAUGGAAAACUCGAAUGUCAAAAUGAAAGCCAUCUUUACCUUCUACGGUAUAAUUGCUGAAAAAUAAACUUAAAACUUGACGAUUAACAGUUACAUUCGUUACGACGUUGUUUAUUGCAGAAGAGUACUGUUUUUUAGACUAUGUUAUUAUUAUUAAGCAUAUAAUUAAAAAUGCCGUUACCUAUAGGGCUUUUACCACACGUAUACCGGCAUUGUAAGUAACCGGUUGCGUUUUUUGUUUAAAUAUAAAACGCUUCACGA